AUGAUCGACUUAAUUGGGUGUCAACCUACUACUACUACUACUACUACUACUACUACUACUACUACUACUACUACUACUACUACUACUACUACUACUACUACUACUACUACUACUACUACUACUACUACUACUACUACUACUACUACUACUACUACUACUACUACUAGUACUACUACUACUACUACUACUACUACUACUACUACUACUACUACUACUACUACUACUACUACUACUACUACUACUACUACUACUACUACUACUACUACUACUACUACUACUACUACUACUACUACUACUACUACUACUACUACUACUACUACUACUACUACUACUACUACUACUACUACUACUACUACUACUACUACUACUACUACUACUACUACUACUACUACUACUACUACUACUACUACUACUACUACUACUACUACUACUACUACUACUACUACUACUACUACUACUACUACUACUACUACUACUACUACUACUACUACUACUACUACUACUACUACUACUACUACUACUACUACUACUACUACUACUACUACUACUACUACUACUACUACUACUACUACUACUACUACUACUACUACUACUACUACUACUACUACUACUACUACUACUACUACUACUACUACUACUACUACUACUACUACUACUACUACUACUACUACUACUACUACUACUACUACUACUACUACUACUACUACUACUACUACUACUACUACUACUACUACUACUACUACUACUACUACUACUACUACUACUACUACUACUACUACUACUACUACUACUACUACUACUACUACUACUACUACUACUACUACUACUACUACUACUACUACUACUACUACUACUACUACUACUACUACUACUACUACUACUACUACUACUACUACUACUACUACUACUACUACUACUACUACUACUACUACUACUACUACUACUACUACUACUACUACUACUACUACUACUACUACUACUACUACUACUACUACUACUACUACUACUACUACUACUACUACUACUACUACUACUACUACUACUACUACUACUACUACUACUACUACUACUACUACUACUACUACUACUACUACUACUACUACUACUACUACUACUACUACUACUACUACUACUACUACUACUACUACUACUACUACUACUACUACUACUACUACUACUACUACUACUACUACUACUACUACUACUACUACUACUACUACUACUACUACUACUACUACUACUACUACUACUACUACUACUACUACUACUACUACUACUACUACUACUACUACUACUACUACUACUACUACUACUACUACUACUACUACUACUACUACUACUACUACUACUACUACUACUACUACUACUACUACUACUACUACUACUACUACUACUACUACUACUACUACUACUACUACUACUACUACUACUACUACUACUACUACUACUACUACUACUACUACUACUACUACUACUACUACUACUACUACUACUACUACUACUACUACUACUACUACUACUACUACUACUACUACUACUUCUAUUACUACUACUACUACUGCAGUUUUCAUAUUACCGGUCAUUAAUAGUGAUCUAGCUUCAAUUGAUCCAUUAUUUCAACCAGUGAAAUAA
Schistosoma margrebowiei is the source of this 1632-nucleotide messenger RNA. The record is from the annotation of a GenBank genome assembly. NCBI's taxonomy places the organism in Eukaryota, Metazoa, Platyhelminthes, Trematoda, Strigeidida, Schistosomatidae.